GGUUGAGAACCACUGGUGUAGGACAACCCAUGGCAAAUGAGAUACAUGUUGAAAGAAUAUUUGUAGUCACUUCAAAAUGAUGCUUUCGCUACAGCAUCUACUGGCAUUCCUGAGCCUCCUAUACAAGGUCCUUAGGGCACUUUGUUUUACUUCCCUCCAUCAGUCACAUCUCCUCUGUCUUUGUGCCUCCAAGCUACUGUUUAGCAUUCUUUGGGUCUGUCUUAUAGACACAUCUGUUAUUUCAGUCUUUGAUAUGGAAGGUAAUUGUAUGGUAUGAAUGCCCUUUCCCGUUUAGAUUACUGCAAUCUCCUACUAACCGGCCUCCCAGACUCCCACCUCUCUGCAAUCAGUCUUAAACUCUGCUGCCAGGAUCCUCCUGCUCUCUCCUAAGAGGGAACCUGCUCAGCCUCACAACCAUGAGGUUACUUCAGCUAUGUCGACUGCCAAUCCUUGGGAUAGGACUAUUGGUCCUUAUGGCUAUUGGUUUUACCAUUCAGCUCCUGGGAACCCACUUCCAGAAAAGGCUCCCUCAGACCUUCACUCUACUGCGCCCUCUCUCCUCACCCUCAACAAGAACUUGUCGGCCAAAAUCUCACAUAGUGUUCCUGAAGACCCACAAGACUGCUGGAAGCACCAUACUGAAUAUGUUACACCGUUAUGGGGACAGGAACUCACUAACGUUCGCUCUACCCCAGAAGUAUCAGUUCAACUACCCUAACCUGUUCCAUGUACGUAGGGUGAAAGGGUAUAAUGAAGUCAACAAGCCAACGUACGAUAUCCUGUGCCACCACAUGCGCUUCAAUCUCCCAGAGGUCAGGAAGCUGAUGCCUGCAGACUCCUUCUACUUCACAAUUCUACGGGAUCCAGCCACCUUGGCAGAGUCUUCUUUCUCUUAUUAUCGCUUGGUUUCAUCCGCCUUUAAGAAAGCCCCCAACUUUAAAGCAUUUAUUGCUCACCCUUCUCACUACUACAAUCCAGGGGAGAGAUCAAACCACUAUGCACACAAUCUUUUGUGGUUCGACCUAGGAUUUAACCCUGACACCCCAUUCAAAGAAACCGUGGCCAAAGCUGGAGCCAGGGCGGUAGAGGGAGCUUUUCAAUUGGUUCUACUCUCUGAGUACUUUGAUGAAUCAAUGGUCCUUCUCAAGGAAGAACUUUGCUGGGAUCUUGAUGACGUAGUGACUUUUAAACUCAACACCCGUGAGGCUUCUACGCCUUUGGAAAAAAGGGAGAUAGACAGGUUACGGGCCUGGAAUGCCCUAGACUGGUACCUUUAUGUCUACUUUAACCGUACCUUCUGGGAGAGAGUAGAGCAUUUUGGGAGAGAGAGGAUGGACACUGAAGUUAGGAGGUUGAGAGAAAGAAGACAACAGCUAGCUGAGAUAUGUCUGGAAGGGAUGAAUCCCAUAAGAGCGGAUCAAAUCAAAGAAGAGGGCAUCAAGCCAUUCCAGUUUGGGCAAGAUAAGAUCCUGGGGUGGGUAGUAAAAAGGGAUCUUGAGCCCAACACCCGGGCACGGUGUGUCCAAAUGGUAACUCCGGAACUGCAAUACAAGGACAUUUUGGACGCAAGGCAGUUUCCAGGAGGGACACGAAGUGGGCCAUCAGGGACCUCAGUGAAGCUUCUAGCAUCUUAGAAGAUUCUUAAGUUAAAAACAGAACUGUAAUUGAGGUGGGUUUUAGGAAUAAAGUAAUUAGCUUGGGUUUAUUGGACCUCAGACCCACAAGAGUUUUACAAGGAUGCUGUCAUCAAGACUACUUUUCUCCAAGCUGCACUCCUUUCACAUGAAUGUGAUCCAAUCUUCAGUACGAUGGGGACUCUGGGCAGGAAUGGCUUGCUCCCCUCACCCCAAGAAAUGGAGCUGCCCUCAAAUGUGAUUAUCAUUCACCUGUGGAUCAUACCAGCGCUGUUUGGAGGGGGGAUCAGCCAUUACUUAACAAGACUAUCAUAGGGUAUUCAGUAAAAAUCAGCCCUUACAGACUGAGAUGCUUCUGAAUGGCCUUGAUCAAAAGUUAUUUUUCUUUUUGUAGGAAAUGUAUUUUGUAAUGUUGAGUUUGUAUAUUUAUAGAGAUUUUUAUACUAGUGUGCAGUAAACACACUCUUUCACUUUUA
Xenopus tropicalis (tropical clawed frog) is the source of this 2110-nucleotide messenger RNA. It is a transcript of the gene gal3st4.6, whose product is annotated as galactose-3-O-sulfotransferase 4, gene 6. Gene Ontology annotation, biological process: glycolipid biosynthetic process. Gene Ontology annotation, molecular function: galactosylceramide sulfotransferase activity; galactose 3-O-sulfotransferase activity. Gene Ontology annotation, cellular component: membrane; Golgi membrane. Lineage: Eukaryota; Metazoa; Chordata; Amphibia; Anura; Pipidae. The coding region runs from base 417 to 1634 and encodes 405 amino acids. The record is from RefSeq and is a predicted model, not a curated record. The transcript is spliced from 4 exons.